This is a messenger RNA of Glycine soja, 1425 nucleotides long. RefSeq names its product F-box/kelch-repeat protein SKIP25-like. Gene Ontology annotation, molecular function: protein binding. The record is from RefSeq and is a predicted model, not a curated record. The transcript has a single exon. NCBI's taxonomy places the organism in Eukaryota, Viridiplantae, Streptophyta, Magnoliopsida, Fabales, Fabaceae. Bases 153 to 1280 code for a protein of 375 amino acids.
UUUAGCUUUUUAUUUCAAAAUCCAACAUUACAGUAACUGUCUUCCUCACGACACCAACCAAACUAACCCCACUUUCUAUCCUUUCCUUUCCCCUUCAUAAAAACAAACACCCAACAAAAGCAUCCAAUCCACACACACCACAGUCCCAUCCCAUGGCCAUAGCCAUGCCUGAGUCGUCUUCUUCUUCUUCUUCUUCCACAACCAAACGCCAAAAACAAGAACAACAUAUUCAUCAACAAGAAGAACAACCUUUGAUCCCAGGUCUCCCUGACCACAUAGCCCAAUUAUGUCUCUCAUCCAUCAACCCUUGUUUGUUAUUCUCAAUCUCCCACUCUUGGCGCCGUCUCAUAUACUCCCCUUCUUUCCCUCCCUUUUUUUCUCUCUACGCCAUUCUCUCCCACUCCCACUCUUCCGCCGUCAUCCAGUUCCACACCUUCGAUCCCAUCUCCGCCACGUGGCUCCCCCUCCCUCCCCACCCACCCCUCCACCACCUUCUCCUCCGCCGCCACCCCUCCUUCCUCUCCCGCAACCUCUCCGUCCAGUCCGUCUCCGCCGCUAACCGCCUCGUCCUCCUCGCCGCCACCACCCACAACCUCUCCCCGGCCCUCCCCCGCCCCUUGAUCUUCCACCCCCUCACCAAAACCUGGUCCUUUGGCCCCACCCUCUCCACCCCCCGCCGCUGGUGCGCCCUCGGCUCCCUCGGCCCCACCGUCUACGUCGCCAGCGGCAUCGGCUCCCACUUCUCCAUCCACGUCGCGCGCUCCCUCCAAAAGUGGAACCUCCAAAACCCUAACGCCGUUUGGGAAAAGAAAACGGAGCUCAAGGACGGGAGGUUCAGCAGAGAAGCCAUCGACGCCGUGGGGUGGAAGCAGAAACUCUGCAUGGUCAACGUCAAGGGCGACGCCGCGAAAGAAGGGGUUGUGUAUGACGUGGCGGAGGAUGCUUGGAAGGAGAUGCCGGAGGGGAUGUUACACGGUUGGAGAGGACCCGUUGCGGCCAUGGAAGAGGAAGUGAUGUACGUUGUGGACGAAGCGAAAGGUGUUCUCAGAAGAUACGUGGAAGAAGAAGACUCGUGGGAAGAGAUUCUCGAGAACGAGAGACUCAAAGGAGCUGAAAAAAUUGUUGCUUGGAGAGGGAAGUUGUGCGUCGUUUCGGCUUCUUCCGGGAUCUCCGUCGUCGAUGUCGCUGCGCCGUCGCCGCGGAUUUGGUCGGUUCGGCUGCCGGAAGGGUUCGAGCCGGUGACUGUUCACAUCUUGCCCCGGAUACCGGCCGGUGUAUGACUGUCUGGGAUACUAAUCUUACCUUACUCAAUUUUACCUUACUCAAAUAUCAUGGUGAAGAAGUAUUAUCAUCAAUCAUAUUCUAACCCUAAAUUACAUGUUUAAGACAUUUGAAAUUGAAUCCAAUACUCGAAUUAAUUAUUUA